GCCGCCGCCGCCCCCUCGCCUCGCCACGCGGCGGCCACCCGGCGGCCGCGCUGCUCCGCUCGGCACCCACCGCGCCGGCGGGAGGGCGGAGGCAGCGCCGCAAGUCGGCCUCGCCCCCUCGCGCGCGCACACACCCACCCACACCCACACCCCGGCCCGACGGCAGCGGCCGCCCGCGCACGGCCAGGGAGCCCGCAGGGCCGCGGCCGACGCGCCGCGCCUGCCCGCCCAUGGCUGACAGGAGCCUCCUCGAGGGCGCGGAGCCCUGCGCGCGGCGGGAGGACGCGCCGGAGUGGGGCUACGAGGAAGGGGUCGAGUGGGGGCUGAUCUUCCCGGACGCCAACGGCGAGUACCAGUCGCCGAUCAACCUGAACUCGAGAGAAGCCAAGUACGACCCCUCGCUGCUGGAGGUGCGCCUGUCGCCCAACUACGUGGUGUGUCGCGACUGCGAGGUGAUCAACGAUGGGCACUCGAUUCAGAUCGUCCUCAAGUCGAAGUCAGUUUUAAUAGGUGGGCCAUUACCUCGAGGACAUGAAUUUGAACUACAUGAUGUUCGGUUUCACUGGGGGAGAGAAAACCAGCGUGGUUCUGAACACACGGUUAAUUUUAAAGCCUUUCCUAUGGAGCUUCAUCUAAUGCACUGGAACUCCACACUGUACAGCAGCAUUGAUGAGGCAGUAGGGAAGAAGCACGGCAUAGCUAUUGUUGCUCUGUUUGUGCAGAUAGGGAAAGAACACGUAGGCCUAAAGGCUGUAACUGAAAUUCUCCAGGACAUCCAGUACAAGGGAAAGUCCAAAACAAUACCCUGUUUUAAUCCCAACUCUUUAUUGCCAGAUCCGUUACUACGUGACUACUGGGUAUAUGAGGGCUCCCUAACCAUUCCACCCUGCAGUGAAGGUGUCACCUGGAUAUUAUUUCGCUAUCCUUUGACUGUGUCCCAAGUGCAGAUAGAAGAAUUUCGUAGAUUGAGGACACAUGUUAAAGGUGCAGAACUUUUAGAGGGCUGUGAUGGAAUCUUAGGAGAUAACUUUAGACCAACUCAGCCACUUAGCGACAGAGUCAUCAGGGCUGCAUUCCAGUAGCAGAAGAGGAAGAAAAACAAAAAUAAAUCAUUAUUCAGAGAGGAGGAAGACAAUGCUCCCACAGUGCCCUUGGAUGAGAAAUGGAAACUUUCGAGACUGCUGCUUCAGUUGAACCACAAAGCCUGUAUUGUUUGCCUUCAUCUAAUUCAGCCUUGAUAGACAGCUGUGACAGUUGGUCUGUCCACACGGUCCGGUGAAAUUCUGGGAAUGAGUUUGUACAUUAAAAGAAAAAAACACAUUAAAUCUUCCAAUUCACACUGUUACCUAUUUUAAAAUAGUAGUUAUCAUAACUUAGAUAGUUUCUUUACUGUAGGAUUCAAUAAUGGUCUGUGAUCCAAAUAGUACUAGUUUUAAGCUUGAUAUGAAUGUUACUAUAUAUGGAAAUACUCAUCAUUGUUUUGAAUUUUGGAUUUAAUUUUAUUUUUUAGCAUCUCUUGCGCUGUCACUAACUAAUGUCUUUUCUGUAGAGGGGAGGUACAUUCUAUAAAGCUAAUAAAAGCAUUCUUUGUGCACAGAGGAUAUUAUAUAAAUUCAGAAAUAAGUUUGGGGCAGAAAGGAACACUUCUGUGCCAAACCUAUGCAUUUAAUGUGGUUUAGCUGAAUAAAGCUGAGUGAUAUUUGCAUUACUAAGAACCUUUUUGAAAUAAGGAAUUUUGAAAUAAGGAAAAUUAACCAAUGUACCAAUAAACAGAGUCAUCUGGAUUAUUUUCUACUUGGUGAGUCAUGGAACUUUGCAGAGAUAUGUUCAAUUCAGGCAGAAAAUUAUAGGUCUUUGUUCUCCUGUGAAUUAUGACAGUUCCAUUUGUUUCUGCACAUUGCUGAGGAUGGUGUUCUGGAGACCUGCUCUGCAUGUCCUUAGCUCACUGCAUAGCAUGGAGAUUGCCACACUGGGCCACACAGGACACAGCACUGGCAAAACAGAAAAGGGAAAGGUAGUCUAAGCCGGUUAAUCAAGCUCAUAGCUUCUGAUUCCUGCACAACAUGUAGAUCUGAAAGACAGAGUCAAUAACAUGGUGGGAAAUAGCUUUGAUCACCAUAGGUAUCAACACGGUCCAUUUUACUAGCAUGAAGAGGGCAGGUUUAUGCAGAGACCUAUGUGAGUGGAGGAACGCCUGAGGCACAGAUGGCAAGCUGCAGGCAGGGGCACAAUGGAGAUGCAAACAGAGGGUUCACAAAGGGGAGGAACUCCCUGGGAGCAGAUUGGUAAAUCAUCAAUCACAAAGUCAUCACCAUGCAGUGGUAAAUGCAGGUCGCAAGGCAUCCUUAAUCCACUUCUUCAGAGUUGCUGCUGAAUAAGGAGUUACGAAUUCUCAGUCAUUUAUGUGCUUAUUAGGCGCAGCAGGAACAGUAGGACAAACCCACAUAGCACGCAUGAGCUGGGUAAGGGGAGUGAAUGCUGCUCACUACUUCAUGUCUUUGUAAGUGUGUAUUGCAGAAACAUUUGCUACCAUUAGAGAGACACGCAGCUGCCCUUCACUUCAUGUAUUGCAAUGAAUGCAUAGAGAAUACACAGCAAGCAGCCCCUGAUGACGUUGUCUGUUUAUUUCUGGCUCAGGAGAGUUGUAAUAGCUGAAUUGCUCUUUUUGCCUGUAGGAACUCUUUAGGUUUUUAGGAUUAUGCUGAAGAAAGUCCCUCUCCACCUCCUGACCAAAUUCAAUGAAGUAUGACCACAUUUCCUAGACAAGAGGAUCAUGAUUUCAGUGCAAGCCAAAAAUACACCUUCUAUCUGAAAUGUGCCCAGCACUUCCAUAAUGACAAAGUAGUAGCUUCACUGGCUACUGCCCUUCAUCCUUCAACAAUGACUGCACCAGCAGCUGGAGCUGGAGCCCAGCCCAAGCUGCUGGGCACAAGAGUUCAGCCUGCUGCUGACCCACAUCUUGCAGCAGGAGUCUCUGCAUGAGGUCUGCUGCAAGCAGCCCAGUGUCUGACCUGCAAAGGCUAGGCUGGACUCUCUGCAAUUUUUGACAGCCUGAUAAUUUGUUCAUGUGGAGUUGGGCUCUAAAGAUGUCAAAAAGAAAGAAAGACAAAAAAACUAGGAGGCAGAAGUCAACUGGUUUCUGCCAGUUGAAGACCAAUGCCUAUACCCUUGUACACAGCAAUGAAGGAACCCUCCAAAAAUGGAGUGAACCAAAUUCUGAAUCCAGCAAUUCCCAGAUUACACCUACAGCUCAUUCCGAAGAUCUUUUUGCUUUGCACCUAACAUAUUAUUAACUACUGAGUAUUAACUGAGAGCGACUGUAAUAUUAAUAUGGUAAAUAUUGAUGUUAUGAUGAAAUCUGAGCUAGAUUUAUUCUCUAAAUAAAUGUGUUCAUUAUCUUGGA
Messenger RNA from Dromaius novaehollandiae (emu), 3403 nucleotides. RefSeq names its product carbonic anhydrase 8 (gene CA8). Bases 231 to 1082 code for a protein of 283 amino acids. Lineage: Eukaryota; Metazoa; Chordata; Aves; Casuariiformes; Dromaiidae. Gene Ontology annotation, molecular function: zinc ion binding; carbonate dehydratase activity. The record is from RefSeq and is a predicted model, not a curated record. The transcript is spliced from 9 exons.